AAUAACAAAGUACGUAACCUAACACAUGCGCAGAAAAAUAUCUCAAGUGACCGUUACAUUUGCCGACACAGGCUGCGGUCGGGAAAAUCCUAAAAAUGCUUCAAAUCAUUUGAUUGACCAAUCAGGACAAAAAGAUCAAAGAUUUCUUUAUUCUGUUUAGUUAAUGUAAUGCUUCGAAGCAUUUCUAGCGUCUUCUCGACCGCAGCUAUAAGGAUAUGUUCAGAAAACCAUUGGGCAGCAAUCGAACGUGAUUGGUUUUUACUUUUAGAAUCAACAAAUCAAUGUCGAGUGUUGACAAGAUGAUGCUCAGCGGUUGUAAUUUUUGAACCCAUACAUAAUGGAUAACACAUGUGUGUGGAGAUGCUCAGUGAAAAGGAUUAUUAAUCCACUUCUGUCUUCUAUGCGUGUUUUAUACAAUUUUGAAAUUUUAUCUAAACUUUCAUUCUAUUAGGUGUUUCUUUAAAGUUUUAUUUAAGUUUCAUUAUCAUUAUUUCAAUCCUAAUUAAUUUAAUGUCUAUGCGUAUAUGUAUAGUAAAAUUUUAUGUAUAUUGUGUAUGCCUAACCAGUUGUAUUUAUACUAAAAAUAAUAAAAUAAAAGCAAUGUACAAUGAUGGACGCAAAUAUAACGCAAUCAUUGUGGCAAAAAAAAAGUAAGUUAAAAUACUUUAUGUAUAAAACCGGGUAAAUGUUUAAAACACCAGGCAUGUCGCAUAUUUUAAUAAAAGUAUGUUUAUUCAAUAGUUUUUAUUUCUAAAUGAUGCAUCUGAAAAAGUCAUAAAGGAAUAAUCCGAAAGAAUUAUAUAUAAAUCUGAGAAAAAGGGUAAUAAGAGCCACGGAAAUUAGGCGCAACAAUCUUGUUAAAAUCUUCUAUUUAAUUUGAACACCUUUUAUUUCAUUUCAACAAAUUAAAUAUAAAGAAGAUUUAAUAACAAAAUUAUUGGGCGUAAUUUCUGCAUCUGGCUCUUAUUAGCUCUUUUUCCAUUAGAAUUUUAUAUUUAUAGAAGGACCUUGUUUAUUAAAAUUAAAAUUAUAUGCAUACUAUAUAGAAAAUGUGCUUUUCUAAUUAAAAAUUAUAUUUUUAAAUUUCACUCGAAAAUCAUAUACUCUCUUUCUUCAGUAAAAAAAACCUAAACACCAUACAAAAAACUUUUUCAUUAUUACAGAUGAUAGUGCAGAUAAGAGUUACAAAUAUUAAUAGAAAUAUAUCACAUGUGUAACAGAGUUUCUAAGUAAAAUGAAUGUUAUAAUAUUAAUGGACAAAUUAUGAACCAUAAUGCUCAAAAAAUUUCUAUCAUGCCUGCAUUUUGUGAUAUUUCCAAACCGAUAACUUUAGAUUAUAUAAAUGUAAAUAAUAAAACUAGUGUCGCUAAUCAAGAUGCUAUAAGAAAAAUGUUAAAAUGUCUUUAUCGCAAGACUUGCCUUUAUGUAGAUAUUAAAGAAAUGAUAAAAGAUUGUUACGAUGAAAAUAUUACAAAUGAUGAGACUGAUUUGGCCUCUCCAGCAGACAUUGAAUGUCAGAAGAAUAUUUUUGUGUCUACAUUUAAUAAGACUAUAGUUGUACAGGAAAUAUUGCCACGUCCUUAUCUUAUGGUAAGUUUUGUUAAAAGUAAUCCUAUAAAUACAUAUUAUUAUAGACAUUAUAUCUUAAUCUCUGUUUAUAUUUUCAGUAAAUAUUAAAAAAUGAUAAAUUGUCACGAUGAAAAUAGAAACGAUGAGACUGAUUUUGACUCUUCAAACAUUGAUUGCCAGAAUAAUAUUCUUGUGCCUGCAUUUAAUAGUGAGUAUAUACUUAACUACAAGCAUUUCUUAAAUUUCUACAAAUGUUAUGUAUGUUAUGUUAUGUAUUUAACAUAGUAAAAAUAUAUUUAUUGGAGGAUUCUGUAAUUAUAUAUACACAUUUUACAGUCUAAUUUUUUGUGUAUAUUAUUUAUUAGACGUGUACAGUAUUUAUUCGAUGACUUAUAUAUAAAUAUGUAUGUAAAUAUAAUUAGAUAAUAGUGCAACAAUUCAAUAGUGCAAUAAUUCACAUAUACAAAUAUUAUUACAAAAUGAAGUUAGUAUGCGAAAUAAGUACAUUCUCCUUAAUUUCAAUAAAAUUUUAUUAAUAAAAUGAGUAUUAAUAUAUGGGUAUAACAUAUAUACAUAAAACAUAUGAG
Molecule: messenger RNA, 2156 nt
Organism: Cataglyphis hispanica
Lineage: Eukaryota; Metazoa; Arthropoda; Insecta; Hymenoptera; Formicidae
Exons: 4
Coding region: 1264-1677 (137 amino acids)
Source: RefSeq, a predicted model, not a curated record